AUGGAUUUCGUUGACAACUUGAUGGAAGAUGAAGCGGAGAAAGAGACGCUUCUUGCCAAACCCACUUGCUUCAUCAUAGUUGGAAAACCGGGUAUUGGCAAAUCCACUUUGGCCAAGAACAUUGCAGAGUCCUGGAAGUGUAUCUAUAUUGAUGAUACAGAUGUUCUCAACACACACAUACAAAAUAGAACGAAGGAAGGUUUAGAGCUCUUAGUUAUUUUAUCUGAGGGGUGGAUCUUACCAGAAGACAAGGUGCUGCAGCUGAUUCUUGACAGGCUCGACUCACGAGAUGUGGAGCACUAUGGAUAUGUGCUGAGCUGCCUGCCGAUCAUGUCUGAGGAGUGUCUGAAGAUUCAUGAGCAGGUUGCAACAAUCAAGAACCUCAAGCUGACACCUGAUUUCAUCAUUAAUAUCAAGUGUGCAGACAAGGACCUGGCCGAGAGGCUUGCAGGUCUGAAGCAGUACCCAGAGACAGGGCAGCUAUUCACAAGGGACAAGUGGCAGUGUGAAGAUGUGUACAUCAAGAGAAAAUACAGCAAGGAUAAGGCAAUGGAGGAUAAAGGGGUGCAGGAUGCUGGAAAGGGACUCCAAAGGGAUGUUAUUUACCACUUGGUGUGGUCGCCAGAGAAUUCAACCAGAAACGCUUUAAUAAGAAUCAACAUGUACAAAGAUACAGUGCUUAAACCACUGGAGGACUACAUGGCAGCCCACAACCCCCUCUACCGGAUGGAGCUGGAUGGAAACAACACACCUGAAGAGCUUUACUCUUAUGUAAUGUCCCGUCUUGGAUCAUUGGCUAUUAAACGUGUCUCCAUUCCCAUCCUCCUCCACAAACCUGAUGAAGAAUUGCCAGAAGAGGCUGAUACGGCGGACCUAUUGAGACAUAUGUCCUCCAGCAAUCCGGUGGCCCCUGGCUUCAGGUGGAGAAGGAGCCGCUGGGGCUCAACCUGCCCUGUUGCUCUGCAGGAGGGCCGGGUUGUUCCUGGACAACCUGAGCUAUCUGUCAGCUUCCAGGACAAACUGUACAUCCUCUCAUCUGCGGAGGCAUACCAGAAGUUUGUCACAAACCCCAGACAGUACUUACUCCCUCCAAUGCCCAGGCCCCCUUGCAAGGUUUCUAUCGUUGGACCCCCUCAGUCAGGAAAGACCACCUUAUGUAAGCUUCUAGCGCAUCACUACAAUGCAUUGGUGCUUGAUACAGAGGACCUGGUGCAGCCAAUUCUGGCCAAGAUUGAACAGGAGGAGCACACUGGAUGGGUGCUUGACAACUUUCCCAGCAACCUCUCCCAGUGGGAUUUUUUAAAUCAAGGUGAAAUCCUGCCACACAUCAUCUUUUGUCUCAAAGACAGUGGUGAACAUGAUGAUGGCCCAGAGAUGAAGGACUACAAACUGCAACUCAAGCAGUUUGUGUCUGAAUGGGAAGAAAUGGAGAUGGUUUUAACUACUGCCAUCUUAAUACUGGAGAUUGAUGGAAAAAGCCCAGAGGACUUGCUUCAAGAGAUAAUCUUUCACAAGGAGAAGCCCUUCAAGUAUGUUCCCUGGGAGCUGUCACAACUAGACCUGUUUGAGGAGGAAGAGGAUAUGGAGGCGUUAGCUGAGUUGGAGAAACCUGAUGAAAACAGCAUUGACAAUAAAGCGCCAGAUGAUGAGGAUAAGGUCAGUAAACUGAGGAGACCCCGUAGGAGAUCAUUUGGUGAUACUCUUCAUUUCUGUCCUGUGGCCUUUAAAAACCAAAACGUCCUGUGGCCCUGUACGGAUGAGAUUGCAGCCAAAUACCGGGAGAAGAUCUUCUACUUCUCCAGGCCAGAAGCGAGAGACACCUUCCUUCAAAAUCCAACACAAUUUGUUGCAAAGACUGAGCCUCUCAAGCCUCCUGCCCUUCGGAUCCUUUGCCUCGGUACCCGAGGGUCAGGAAAGACCUCUCAUGGUGAGUGGCUCGCCCGGCAGCUUGGUCUCUUCCAUGUUCAGUUCAGGGUGCAGCUCCAAAUGCUCCUAAUCGCCAAGACAAAGAAGCAGGUGCCUUAUGCAGAUGAAGUAGAGCCCGUCGACGAGACUCUACAGGAACUGGUCACCCAGAUACAGGACGCCAGGGAGGAGGCUGGAGAGGAGGAGGAGGAGGUGGUGAAGGAGGAUACCUCUGAUGAUGACAUUCAGCAUGUGGCACUGACUGAUGCGGAAAACGCCAUAAAAUACUACCUAUCUGAUGGAGAUUCACUACAUCCAAAUAUCCUGGAAAUGGUUAUUGCACCAUUCUGGGAUCAAGAACCAUACAUAUCCACAGGUUUUAUUUUGGAGGGCUUCCCACAUCAUUCCGAAGAGGUGCAGUUCAUGCUGGAUGGACAGCUUUUUCCUGACGUCGUAGUAACCAUGAAGGUGGAUGUCAAAGAUGUUCAGAAACGUCUGUUGCCGGCAUACCUGAAGAGGUGGCGUAAGCGCCGCGACCACCGGCAAGCACAGAUGAAAAUUCUUCAGGAUCUUCGCAAGAAAAUCAGGGAUGAGAAAAUGGUCUGGAGACGGGCUGAACUCACCGCAGAGGAUGAUGAAGAUGAGGAUGACGAAGUCGAUGAAAAGGAGGAACCAGGAGACAUGGCGGCUAAGAUAGAGGCCAUACUGGAAGUGGAGUUUCCUUUGGAUGGAGACAACGAAGACUCAGAGAUCGAGGAGAAUGAGGAGGCAGCUAUCGAGCGGCUGAAGAUGGAGAUCGAGCAGCGUUUUGCAACAGAUGAAGAUGACCUUACAACUGUAACGGAGCUGCUGAGUGAGCAAAACAUUCCCAGUAUCUCUAUCAGUGCCUCUCGCAAGCCGCGCUUUGUGAGGAAUCAGCUGCUCCAGAAGUUACAGCCUCUGCUGGUUAACAGGCAGUCACUUUUCCAAACAUGUCAAGCAAUCACAUACACCCUGGCACCAAGGCUGCUGCUAUUUUCAUACAAGCUCCACAGUGCCUUUGGCUGCUUGGAUCCCAUAAAGCAAUACAGAGAGAGAGACUUAAUCCAGCCUCUGCAGUGGCCUCUGGAUACCACACAUCCCGUAAUCUUCAAUCAGUAUAUCUACUUCUUUGAAUCUGAGGAGAACCGUAACACAUUCAUGCUUAACCCUCUGAAGUACCUUAGGCAGCCCAAGCCCACCCAAUCCCUGCCUGUUAAACUAGCAGUCGUUGGACCACCCAAAUCUGGGAAAACCACUGUGGCGCAGAGCUUUGCUCAGAAGUAUGGCUUGGCGCGGCUGUCCAUUGGCAGAGCUAUACGUAUGGUGCUUGAAAUUCAGGAGACCACAGAUCUGGCUGUCCAAGUGAAGCUGCUUCUCUCCCAGGGCCUUAUGGUGCCUGAUGAACUGGCCAUUCAGUGUCUGGAGGUGGUUCUCUUGAACUCAGUCUGCAGCACCCGAGGGUAUGUUUUGGACGGCUUUCCUAUUACACUUAAGCAGGCGGAGCUCAUGGGUUCUCGAAGCAUCAUCCCCAUGAUAGUAAUUGAGCUUGAGCUGGACACAGUGGAGGUGCUAAGAAGAGGUCACAUGGACCAGAUAAAACCCAACAAGCCUCACCUGAUGCAUGACAGCUCUGAGAUACAUCACAUUCGUACCGCCCAUUACAAGCAAGAGGUGGAGCAGGUGAGGAAAUAUUUCCAGUAUCAAUAUCGGAACUGGAUCGUGCUUGAUGGCUUUAAGAGCAAAUGGUGGAUCUGGAGCAAGAUUGUAAAGGAAGUCAGUAUCAGCAUGUCAUACAUCGACAACUUCCUGGAGAGGACACUCAGCGGUCAAGCUGCCAGCAUCGACAGGAUGUGCAUCACACCAGAGGAGCUGCAGCAUCGGCUUGAAGAGUUUGGCCAUUACUGCCCAGACUGCUUGGCUAUAAAUUAUCACCUGACGGACUGCUCAGAAACUGUAGCUUUGACUCAUGCGGCUGAGUACAGAGGAAAGCUUUACAAGAUGUGUGGCAAAGAGCAUUUAGAGAAAUUCCUGUCCUCUCCAGAAAAAUUUGUGACUCCGAGGUGCCCAUACCCUCUCCCAGAACCCCACAUGCUGCCAAGUAAACUAACUGAGAUUCAGGUGAAGAACAAGUACCCACAGCUAGUUCAGAUGAUGGGCUUUUGUCCUGUCACUUACCUGUGUGGAAAGCAAAGGUAUGAAGCCCUGGUUCAAGGAAAGAUGGAGUACGCAGUGGAAUACAGAGAACAGUUCUAUUUUUUCCGGUCGAAACGGGAACAGGACAUGUUUUUGAGGAGUCCUGAAACAUUCUGGGACCAGAAGCUGCCCGUUAAAGUCCCUCCUCUUUGUGACCCUGUACCCCUCACCGCCCUUCCAACGUUGGGUUACCUGGAACAGGCUGUGGCAGUAGCGAUCAAUAAGGCCAUGACAGCUGCGGGGUGCCUCAAACCAAAGUAUCCCUUUGUCAGCAUACAAAGAUCAGCAGUCCUCUAUGUGGGCUUCUAUCUCAAAGCUACCAACGAGAAGAGCGAGGAAUACAUUCGCCGGAUGCAUAAAGCCAACCUGACCGUGUAUGAAAAGAGCUGCGCCCUUCUCCCCUACCUGAGUUCAGCAAUGAGAGGGCGCUACAAGCAGCCCAGUGAACGUCCCAUUGACUUUGAGUCCAAAAUGAACGAGUUCCAGGCUUUGAAAGGCUAA
Limanda limanda (common dab) is the source of this 4620-nucleotide messenger RNA. RefSeq names its product adenylate kinase 9-like. The coding region runs from base 1 to 4620 and encodes 1539 amino acids. The record is from RefSeq and is a predicted model, not a curated record. Gene Ontology annotation, biological process: AMP phosphorylation. NCBI's taxonomy places the organism in Eukaryota, Metazoa, Chordata, Actinopteri, Pleuronectiformes, Pleuronectidae. The transcript is spliced from 30 exons. Gene Ontology annotation, molecular function: ATP binding; nucleoside diphosphate kinase activity; AMP kinase activity. Gene Ontology annotation, cellular component: cytoplasm.